GCCAUGUCCCUUUGUGGCAUAUUUUGCCAAGCGUCAGCCCGCUUGGCAGAUGAAUCAGGCCAUGGUUUUGAGCACCUCCGAAGGGUUUGUUUCCUUGUACGGAAAGCUCGCGGACCUUCUGGUCAAGUUGCAGCGUUUCCCAGGACUCAAGCUGGACUCAACACUCGAAUCAUCUCGUAUGCCGAAUAUCCGGCCCCGCCAGGCGCAACCAGUGAUCCUUGGCAAGGCGUUGCCAGGACGGCGUGGAAAUCUCCGGAGGUUGUAUUGUCGCGUUUCCGGUAGCCUGCCCGUCAAUUUCACACAAAACUCUCUUUGGCCGAACCCCGCGCAGCACGUUGCAUCAGCUUGGCACAGGCCUCUAGACGGUAGACCAGAUCAGGGAACUCCUAUUCCCGACUUACCCGUCGAGUCCCUUGAAGAGACACCUCUUGGGACCAGGUCGUUCUAGCUCAUCUUCACCAUGGACAUCUCAUUUUCAUCUCACGGCAGUUUCGCCCACCUUUCAAGACAGGGGGCAGCAUGCUCCAAAGACGGGCUGUGCGACGGCUUUGCCCCAUCAUCGUGGCUUCCGCCCUGUGCCUGGUCGUCUAUAGUAUUUUCUGCCCACAUGGCGGGCUUCAGAUUCGGCUGGCAGGGCGAUUCUACGACUACCUGCUGCCCCAGCAUUCUGAGUUUCGCCCUUGGACUGGCACAGCGGGCGACUUCAACAACCUUCAUCUGACCGAGGAACAGUGCCAAGUGACGUUUCCUGGUCUGACGGAAGGGAUAGACGCGACCGUCAUGGAGGGCGAGUUCCGUCUGGGCCUCGGCGAUAUCUCCGUGUCGCUGUUGGGGCAGAUUAAAGACAACAAAAUACUGGUCCUUCAAGCUCCAAGACCAGUGGACAUGUCAGACCAGUGGUUGGAGCGACAAAAUGCCGCCCUCCAUCAGCUAUACCGAGCACUUACAACCUCACCGACCCCCCUUCCCAACACGUACUUCAACCUCUACGUCCAAGACACUCCCGUAUCUCGUUCAUGGUCCCAUAGCCGGCCUGCUAUAUCCCCGUCUCCAAGACAUAUCUUCACCAUCCCCCACUUCUCCUUCUGGGCAUGGAACCAGCCCUUCAUCCGCUCCAUCCCGCACGCGGCGGCCGCUAUUACCAACAUCGAAGCCAGCCUUCCCUUCGACCUGAAAGACCCGCGUGCAGUGUGGCGAGGGACUGCUUGGUUCAACAACGGCGCCAGCGCGAACCCAAGAUCGCGACAAGAGCUUUUGAGGGUUACCAAGGAUGCCAAGUGGGCCGAUGUGCAGGCGCUGGACUGGGUAAACAGCGGAGGAAACGCAACCAACGCGCUCAUGAUUGAACACUUUUGCCUGCACAAGUAUAUCAUUCACACGGAAGGGGUGUCAUACUCUGGUCGUCUGCAGUUCCAUCAGCUCUGUGAAAGCGUGCUCUUGAGCCCGCCCAUGGAGUGGAUGCAACACACGACACACCUUGCCAAGCCGGUUUACUCGAGCGUCUUGCUGGGCCGACACCAGGAGGCAUACACCGACAGCGUGGCGACAAAGAAGCUCCAGAACGGAUACCCGUCAUCGACAGCUACGAUGGCCUGGCCUGUGACGGUCGGCCCGGGAGAAGCAAACAUGGUUUUCGUCAACCCAGACUGGUCCGACCUCCAAGCGACAAUCCGUUGGUUGGAAGACCACGCCGAGGUGGCUCGCGGCAUUGCUCGCCGGCAGCGAGCUUUGUUCUCCGAAGGCGGAUACUUGAGCCCUGCAGCUGAAGUCUGUUAUUGGCGGGCACUUGUCAGAGGUUGGAGCCGGGUUGUUCGCAUCGACCACGCCAUUCGGGGAGGGAACGAGCCCGAAAGCUUUGAGGAGUUUGUCACCAGGACCAAAGCGGUCCGGGAGAGGCACUGAAUGCUCUUCCGACGACGACAAGACACCCUCAGAGCUCGAGAAUAUUGUAUUUCUGGGCAGCGGUGUACCGGGGAGAAAGAUUGGAGGCUGGACUGUUAUUCUUCUGAUGCAUGGUGGAAGUCCGAAGGUCUGAUAAGUUACGAGCCGGACAAUCCGUUCCCCGUUGAGCCCAACAACGACAACGUCCCAAACCCUGCACUGAUAGCCUAAAAACGAAGAGAUUAUCUGCUCGAGGCAAGCAUAUAACAGAGAAGGAGAACGCUGACGCCCAAUCUGGAGGAUUAGUCAGUUAACCACCGUCCGGAAAGCGGCCCACGAUACAAGCAAUAUGCCUCGGCAUGUCUGCUUCUAUACUCAUAGGCAGGUCUGGGAAGGGCAUGGCAUCUGGCCUUACUCUCCCUUAUCUGCGCUCCAACUCCAGGGACUGCCUGCCAGAUUUUAACUUGGCCAGGACUUAUGCGAGAUGGGUCAGGUAUGUCUACCUGGCUUGCAGGGAGUGGGACGGCUGGGGCCCAGCCGAACCGAAUACCAACUCUUGGGGACUCGGUCUGCAUUGCGGCGACAACAUGGGCGUUCCGCCACGCCACCCACCCACGCAUUCCCAUGCACAGGGCCACACAGACGCCUACAUCGCACGGGAGUCUCACGUCGGAACCAAUUUGUUGGAAAGCUGGCUGCACCGGCCUGACGUUGUUUCUCGUUUAAGCCGCGUCCGAUAAAAACUGGCGAGAGCGUUGGGGUAGACAGCAAGGGUAAAGGACGGUUCAGAAACCAAAAGGCAUAUUUCCGGCACCAGUGAUGACCGGCCAAAAACCCCGACUGAGGGUAGUCUCUCGAGCUCGGCAAGGUCGUACGGUCGCGGUCGAUUGGAACACCGGCAAACAAACACAGAGAAGCCAUGCUUGUUGAGAAUUAUCCCACAACGUGCAGUUCCGUCCUGUCCCGUCCAUCUCGCGUCGCGAAGCUCGGCCUGGCCAUGCGGGCCCGUGGGACAUUCAGUGAUACGAUGCAUCUAAGCAUGUAGGGGCCAGGGGGGUGGUUGCGUGGAUGCAUAUCUGGUUCGACAGGCUGUAUAUGACAUAGCAAGUUUGUGACAUGGCAGCAACAGUCAUGCAUGCAAGGUAUACGACGAACCAGGCUCUUGGAACGACGGCGGUUUCCCUAACCGUGAGUAAAGUAAUACCAUGUCUUCUUUAAAGAGAAAGAGAGAGAGAGAGAGAGAGAGAGAGAGAGAGAGAGAGAGAGAGUAAC
Molecule: messenger RNA, 3153 nt
Organism: Colletotrichum destructivum
Lineage: Eukaryota; Fungi; Ascomycota; Sordariomycetes; Glomerellales; Glomerellaceae
Product: Putative glycosyl transferase CAP10 domain-containing protein
Exons: 2
Coding region: 520-1902 (460 amino acids)
Source: RefSeq, a predicted model, not a curated record